Myodes glareolus (Bank vole) is the source of this 2415-nucleotide messenger RNA. RefSeq names its product histone H2B type 2-F. NCBI's taxonomy places the organism in Eukaryota, Metazoa, Chordata, Mammalia, Rodentia, Cricetidae. Gene Ontology annotation, cellular component: nucleosome. The record is from RefSeq and is a predicted model, not a curated record. Gene Ontology annotation, molecular function: protein heterodimerization activity; structural constituent of chromatin; DNA binding.
UAACCAGCCGUCCUGCAACACUUCGUGUUCGACUCUUCCAUUUUGUGGUGUUUCUUUGAACGUGGAAGAAAAUGCCGGACCCUGCCAAAUCCGCUCCUGCUCCAAAGAAGGGCUCGAAGAAAGCUGUCACAAAAGUCCAGAAGAAAGACGGCAAGAAGCGCAAGCGCAGCCGCAAGGAGAGCUACUCUGUCUACGUGUACAAGGUACUGAAGCAAGUGCAUCCGGACACGGGCAUUUCGUCCAAAGCCAUGGGCAUCAUGAACUCCUUCGUGAACGACAUCUUCGAGCGCAUCGCUGGCGAGGCUUCCCGCUUGGCGCAUUACAACAAGCGUUCGACCAUCACUUCCCGGGAGAUCCAGACGGCCGUGCGCCUGCUGCUGCCUGGGGAGUUGGCUAAACACGCCGUGUCGGAGGGCACCAAGGCCGUCACCAAGUACACCAGCUCCAAGUGAAGCGCAGCCGAGACGUGAUUGAUCGACUUUACCCCAAAGGCUCUUUUCAGAGCCACUUCAGCUCUCGAAGAAAGAGCUGUAACAACUAAAGGCCUAUGAUCUCUUGCUUAGGUAAGGUGGGGCGGCAAAUCUGUCUCCCUGCAGGGCUCUGGUGCAAUACCGACAUUUCAAAGACUGUUGUGCGGGCGGGGUGCGGCGCAGCCUGUCGCAUCACGUACAUGAUACAGUGUAUUCCCUGUUAUCUAUUAGUGCUGCUAUAGUGUGAGCCGACCGCAAGUGAACCUCACCAAUUUCUGUCACUUCUAAGCCGUAGUCCCUCACAGCCCUGGGGCAUCAGGAAAUCAGGUCUGCCUAGCUCAUGAUGUGGAGACAGUCACUGGCAUCAGGCAGUUCCCAAUGCCGCUGAGCAGGAACAUCUGAAACUCAGUUCAAGGCACUAUUCAAAUUCCUACCCGUUUUAGGUUAUUGUGGGUUGUUUGGUAAAGAUUGAAUGUCCCGUAGACUAAGUUAUAAGCAUGUAUAGAAGUCAAGUGCUGGAGUCUCGUCCACCCCCUUGUGGUUCGCGGCGGCGAGCGUGGGGCGAGAGAAGAUUGGCUGCAAGUCCUGACUGCUGCGCCAUUUCGCUGCCCGACUCCACGCGUGUUCUUAACGUCAGCAUCAGCCCUAAGUGCCGUUUUCACAGCAGCAGCAGACUUUUCUCUGAGCGCUUACCGUGGACAGCGAGAAUGAGACUAGUCCUAACCCUCAAACCAAGAACUGAAUGCUCUUCAGAAAGGUUUUUCUUUCUCUGAUUCUCUUCCUGUCAAAAUGAGACAAUCAAGCCCUUAAGUAGUUAUCAGUGGGUCGGGGGUAGGAAGCACUGCAGGCGCCAUUGGUCCUCCAGCACUUUCCUUUCCCAGCAAGUUCGCUUGUAGAUAUUUUAGCGCUCUAAAGUAGCUUCCCUCUGCAUAGUGCAUUGAACUCCUUACUGUAUAAAUCAUCUUUCCAAUAAGGCAUCUAGGCCUCUGGCAGGACGUGAUUCUGUAGAAACUAAAAGUAUCUUUUAUGUGGCCCAAUAGGGGAAAGUGGGUUUUAAAACUUGACGGUGGCUCAUGCCUUUAACCCCUGCUCUCUAGAGGACAGCUUCAUAUCUAGGCCAGCCAUAGUGAGACCCUGUCUAUAUAAUUUUUGGCAAGUUUUUGGUAAUAACUUCCAAUCCUAUGAUGGUGUAAACUGGGCAGUGGUGGCAUGUGCCUUUAAUCCCAGGCUUCAGGAAGACCUCUAUUAGUUCAAGGCCAGCCUGAACUACAGAGCAAGUUCCUGGGUUGCCAGGGCUACACAAAGAAACCCUGCCUCGGAAAAACAAACAAAACACGUGGUGUAGUACUUCACACCAGUGGUGGGGAGGGGGACUAAAGAGGAUUCCUAUUAAACCCUUCCUGCUUUCGCACAAAAGGGAGCCAAGGGAAAAGAGCACCUACAGCUCAUCUCCACGACUGUCUGAUAGAAGUCAUUUCAUCCAGAUAGGCUACUUUAAUAGACAGGAAAAAGGUGUGCUAACUAAUGUAUGCACACAUGAACAAUGGGGUUAGGCCAGCCAAAGGACUAACCUUGUGUUCUGAGGUUUCUGCACUAGGAAAAUCUAAAGGAUUUGCUUGUCAGUUCCUUUGUUGGGGAUUUUAUUUUCUCUGAGUCAUUUUAAGAAUCUAAACUAUGGAGGCUGGAAAGAUGGCUCAGCGGUUAAGAGCAUUGCCUGCUCUUCCAGAGGUUCUGAGUUCAAUUCCCAGCAACCACAUGGUGGCUCACAACCAUCUGUAAUGAGGCCUGGUGCCCUCUUUAGGCAUGCAUGUAGACAGAAUAUUGUAUACAUAAUAAAUAAAUAAAUAUUUUAAAAAAAAGAAUCUAAACUAUACAACAUUUUCAUACCGGUUUCCAAACACUAGGUGGUAGAAAUUGUUCUAAAUAACCAUUCCCUACCCCAUCU